Aspergillus calidoustus is the source of this 963-nucleotide messenger RNA. Lineage: Eukaryota; Fungi; Ascomycota; Eurotiomycetes; Eurotiales; Aspergillaceae. The record is from the annotation of a GenBank genome assembly.
AUGUCUAACACGAUGAUCCAGGCUAACAGCGUAGAGAGUGACCCCGAGGACUCGACCGGCAUGAACUAUGAUGGCCCUAUCAUCAGAUCCACUGUGCCCGGUCUUACAUUUCCGUAUCAGCAUCAAGGAGUCUCCAAGAUGAACUCCUUUGUGGCGAAACUUCUUGACGAUGAGGGAAUCCCAAACUUCAUCUGGGCGGAGCCAUUCCUCUCCGUCAUUGGCAUCCUCACUGCUGUUCCCUUCAACGCGUUCGUCAUCGCAGACGAUCUAAUCGAAAAGGCAGCAGAGGCCCUCGACAAGGCAAAAUUCCCCCAAUGCACCCAAGGCCACGAUGCCUGUACAGUAUUCUGGCACAAGCGCGACCACCCCUACCCAGAUUACCACUGGCACACAGACCUACGGUACCCAGUCACAGCCCCCAAAAUGACCCGCGGCGUCUUCCUCUACGGCAAGUCACGCCUCUUCUGGAAAUUCCCAGACCCAACCCUCGGUGUCCCGUCCCCCAAUGACCCUUACUACAUGCUAACCAGCGAUCGACGCAUCCUACAGGUCCGACGCGGUCCACAUACCGGCCCUGCCUCUCCAGAAGACUAUCCCGUCAAAAUGCCCGUUCCCGCUCGCUACCUCGAAGCCUUAAUGCUCCUCGAGCUCCGGGAUACAGGCGAGGCGAUGAUCACGGCGCACUGGGAGGUCGAGCUAGAUUAUUUGUGGAAUGAGAUUGCACAGAAGAACCCGAAUCUCCGCGUGACGGAUCUGGCCCAGCCGUGGCGCGAGUGGGCGAAGCGGGCGGCAGAUUUCACAUACCCGAAGAGGACAAGGGAUGGGAUUCCGGCGAGGGAGUUUCAACUGCUGCUUUAUGCUACGCUGAAGAAGGAGGGGGCGCUUCCGCCGGGCGUUCCUGGGAAUUCGCCCCAGUUGCCGUUGGCGGAGAUGAUGCGGGAUGCUGGAAUUGCGUGGCCUUAG